AUGCCAUCAAGAAUAAGCGAGGAGUUGAUAGACGGUGCAUCGCAAUUCGAGAAUCUCGACAAUACAUCAGCUCUAUCAGCCUCCACAUUUAUGAACCAUGAAUUGCAGGCUCGUGAUUUGUCGCUAGACGACUUUGAGCUUGAUUUAACCUCAAUGAAUGCUGAGCGAUCCUUGGGUACACCGAAUUUAGAGCCUUCUCUCGGCGCGACAGCCGAGUCAUCUACAUUCCCCUUACGCACCGACAUACCAGAAUAUCUGGAAAUUGGGGUUCCAGAACCUAGUGCCGAAACUCUUGAGAUGAUUACUUGCCAUUUAAGCGACUCAGAACAGUGGUCUCUAGGGAGAACAAUAUCACCGAAUCCUGCAUCCCAUGUCCCUCAAACAUUGCCUGUGCAGCUGCCCCCACGUCGGGGAACCUUUCAACGGCGAAAUAUGAUGAUUCAAGGAGAUCGCCUCCCCCCAUUCAUCUGUCCACCAUGUCAAUUACACGAAGAGAUGAUGUUUUACUCUCGGACACCACAGAAUGCCGACUUUGUGUGGAAGACGAUCUAUGUUGAAACAGAUAGACUGCAUCGUGAGCAUGAAAAUUAUGACAUAUAUCAGCAACUUGCUGCAUUGCAAGCAAUAACAAUAUAUAUCCUUCUCCAAGCCCUGGACGUGGAAUCAGGUGAGGCCAAUGGAGCUCACUCUCUUUUGCACAAUGUGAUUGCUAUAUCCACGAGCGUUAGUAACAGGAAUAAAGUGGUACUCAAUAACCUCUACGGAAUACCCGCACGCCAGCAGUGGGUUCAUGAAGAGAGCGUGAGGAGGACAAUGAUUAUACUAUUAAUCAUUGAUCUCCUCUUAGAGGGUCUUCUGGAGCACCAGACAGUAAAAUGUCACUCUCUACGUGGCGCCGGGCUCGACAACAUCCCACUCCCGGCAUCAAGAGAUUUAUGGGAAGCAGAGACAAACUUCGCUUGGCGAAAUGAGUACGAAAAGUACCUGUCUCAACGCAAGAUCAACAAGGUUCUGACGAUAGGAGAUUUAAUGGAGUUGACUGAAGGUGGUGCUCUGAAAACAUUGUUGGAGACGGACCCAAGAUUUGAUCUUGUACCGGAUGCUUAUGCCUGGUGUGAAAGCCUGGAUUCGCUUGGUUCUCUGCUCUGGAUGGCUAUUCCAUUCCAACAGAGACGGACACGGCCUGGCAUGAAUGAGGUGUGGUAG
Molecule: messenger RNA, 1206 nt
Organism: Talaromyces marneffei
Lineage: Eukaryota; Fungi; Ascomycota; Eurotiomycetes; Eurotiales; Trichocomaceae
Exons: 6
Coding region: 1-1206 (401 amino acids)
Source: RefSeq, a predicted model, not a curated record